This is a messenger RNA of Nasonia vitripennis (jewel wasp), 2102 nucleotides long. RefSeq names its product UDP-glucuronosyltransferase 2B15. NCBI's taxonomy places the organism in Eukaryota, Metazoa, Arthropoda, Insecta, Hymenoptera, Pteromalidae. The transcript has 5 exons. The record is from RefSeq and is a predicted model, not a curated record. Gene Ontology annotation, molecular function: UDP-glycosyltransferase activity. Bases 348 to 1922 code for a protein of 524 amino acids.
GUAACUUGAGUGUUAAGUUAAAGAUGCAACUGAUGCAAUGAAUAAAAAUAUUCUUCAAAUAUAACCGAAUCAACUUUUUAAAUAAUUUAAAACAAGCACUUUGUUAUAUAAUUUUUAUAUGAGUUGAUAUUAUCGUUAUCUAGAAUAAUCAGAUGAACGUCAGAAGCUGCAAAGUGGGAGAAGAGCAGUAGCACGCGGUGUUUUACUUAUUAUAUGAAUUGCCUCUAUCAUACCUAUGCACCUCGUUAUAAGUCAGUUAGCUGCCAGCUCAGCAGUCUGCACUGUUCAGAUCUUUUUAUUGCAAUAUAAACUAUAUAGUGUUAACAUAUGCUGUUUUUAAAAUUAUCAUGAAUAUGAAGUUUGUGCAAUUUUAUUUUCUGUUUGGUAUUGUGUCAGCAUGCAGUGGAUAUAGAAUACUUGGUGCAUUUCCGUUCAAUGGAAAAAGUCAUCACAUUGUAUUUGAAGCGUUAAUGAAAGGUUUGGCGAAACAUGGCCACCAAGUAGACAUGAUCACGCACUUUCCAUUAAACAAACCGAUGAAAAAUUAUAAUGUUAUUAUCAAUCUUGCUGGAUCUAUGGAAAGUUUUGUCAACAACAUUACUAUUAAAUUUGCAUCGGAACUUUCGAACGAUAUGGUGAUACCAAUUGCAACUAUUUAUGGUAAUAGACUGUGCGAUUUUAUGGGUUUUGAAGAAAUGCAGAAACUGUUCAAGAACCCACCUACAGAUCCACCUUAUGAUCUUGUAAUCACGGAGGCAUUUGGAGCACACUGUUACAUGGGCCUCGGCUACGUUUUUGACGUACCAGUAGUUGCAGUAAUGUCAACAAUGGAAUACCCUUGGGUUAGCUACUUCACUGGGAAUAAUGAUAAUCUUGCUUUUGUUCCCAAUAUUUAUCACAUCGGUUCUGGAAGCAUGAGCUUUUGGGAGCGACUUAAAAAUGUAGCCAUUCAUUUUGCUAGCUUACGUAAGUUCCAUACACUUACUGAAGAAAUCCAAACACAAUCUAUGAGAAAGUACCUAAGGCCAGACAUACCUAACAUUAGAGAAGUAGAAAAAAAUGUAGCCCUAACUCUCGUAAACAAUCAUCCAGUAUUAUAUGGUGUUAAACCAAUAACUCCAGCAUUAGUGCAAAUAGCAGGUUUACACAUAGAAAGUAAUGAAGAAGUUUUGUCAUUGGAACUAAACAAAUGGAUGAAUGAUAGCUCACACGGCGUCGUAUGCUUUACUUUAGGGUCAAUGAUAUUAAUAGAAACUUUACCAAAAGAAACUUUAGAGGAAAUAUAUGAUUCUUUCAAAAAAAUAUCACCCAUCAGAAUUUUGAUGAAAAUAGCUGAUAAUUCUAAACUGCCACCAGGCCUGCCAGAAAAUGUAAAAGUUUCGUCUUGGAUACCACAGCAAGCUGUUCUCGCUCAUCCAAAUACGAAAAUAUUUAUAACUCAUGGAGGGCUGGGUGGAGUGCAAGAAGCCUUGUACUACGGAGUCCCUAUGAUUGGAAUACCUUUAUUCAAUGAUCAGAAAAAAAAUACGGAAGUUUUUGUUGCUAAACAAAUGAUGAUUAAAAUCGAUUUUGAUAAACUUUCGGGUAAAUUACUGGAAUCAGCACUUCAAGCUAUGCUCCACAAUCCUAUUUACAAGGAAAAAAGCAUGCACUAUUCAAAACUCUUCCGGAGUCGACCAAUCAGCCCACUGAAUAAUGCAAUUUAUUGGAUUGAAUAUGUGAUCCAGAACGGUGCAGAUUCUUUGAGAUCACCAGCAUUACAAUUUUCUUGGUGGCAGCUAGCACUGCUAGACGUUUACGGUUUCAUACUUCUAGUCAUUAUUUUAAGUAAAAUCCUGGCAGUUCUAAGUAUUAAGCUCAUUUUUACAAAAAUAAUCGGCAAAUCAAACAAUUCGAAGUUAAAUAAGAAAAAGACGCAUUGAUAAAAGCGUGCGUGACAUUGAAGUUAAUAUUUAGUAAUUGAUACUGCGAUACCUUUUUAUUGUAUUGCUUCAUAAUAGCUGUGAAUAAUUCUACAAACAUGUAAUCUUAUUGUUUCAAGGGCCGCCAUAAAGGCCCUUGAAGUCCUGAAAUAAAUAAAUUAUUAUAAGUACACAUGAGAA